UUCAGCCUGCUUCCGGACGGGUGAAGAGACUCGUGGUCUGGUUCUAGGACUUCCCUAACAGCAUGGCCCCUAAACACCAGUCUCCACUCCUGCCUCAAAAGAAGAAACCAAGACCACCGCCUGCUCUGGGACCGGAGGAGACAUCGGCCUCUGCAGGCUUGCCGAAGAAGGGAGAAAAAGAACAGCAAGAAGCAAUUGAACACAUUGAUGAAGUACAAAAUGAAAUAGACAGACUUAAUGAACAAGCCAGUGAGGAGAUUUUGAAAGUAGAACAGAAAUGUAACAAACUCCGCCAACCAUUUUUUCAAAAGAGGUCAGAAUUGAUCGCCAAAAUCCCGAAUUUUGGGGUAACAACAUUUCUCAACCAUCCACAAGUGUCUGCACUGCUUGGGGAGGAAGACGAAGAGGCACUGCAUUAUUUGACCAGAGUUAAAGUGACAGAAUUUGAGGAUAUUAAAUCAGGUUACAGAAGAGAUUUUUAUUUUGAUGAAAAUCCUUACUUUGAAAAUAAAGUUCUCUCCAAAGAAUUUCAUCUGAAUGAGAGUGGUGAUCCAUCUUCAAAGUCCACCGAAAUCAAAUGGAAAUCUGUAAAGGAUUUGACGAAACGUUCAAGUCAAACGCAGAAGAAAGCCAGCAGGAAGAGGCAGCAUGAGGAACCAGAGAGCUUCUUUACCUGGUUUACUGACCCUUCUGACGCAGGUGCUGAUGAGUUAGGAGAGGUCAUCAAAGAUGAUAUUUGGCCAAACCCAUUACAGUACUACUUGGUUCCUGAUAUGGAUGAUGAAGAAGGAGAAGGAGAAGAAGAUGAUGAUAAUGAAGAGGAGGAAGGAUUAGAAGAUAUUGAUGAAGAAGGGGAUGAGGAUGAAGGUGAAGAAGAUGAUGAUGAAGGGGAGGAAGGAGAGGAAGAUGAAGGAGAAGAUGACUAAUAGAACACUGAUGGAUUCCAACCUUCCUUUUUUUAAAUUUUCUCCAGUCCCUGGGAGCAAGUUGCAGUCUUUCUUUUUUUUUUCCUCUUGUGCUCAGUCACCCUGUUCUUGAGAUCUCUUUUCUCUACUCCAUGGUUCUCAACUUACUUGGGGGGAAAUACUUUGAGCAGAAUACAAUGGGAAAAGAGUCUCUACCCCUUUCUCUUCGAAGUUCAUUUUUAUCCCUUCCUGUCUCAACAAAAACUGUAUGGAAUCAACACCACCGAGCUCUGUGGGAAAAAAGAAAAAGCUGCUCCCUUCGCUCUGCUGGAAGCUGGAGGGUGCUAGGCUCCUGUGUAGUAGUGCAUAGAAUUCUAGCUUUUUUCCUCUUUUCUCUGUAUAUUGGGCUCAGAGCGUACACUGUGUCUCUAUGUGAAUAUGGACAGUUAGCAUUUACCAACAUGUAUCUGUCUACUUUCUCUUGUUUAAAAAAAGAAAAAAAAACUUUAAAAAAUGGGGUUAUAGAAGGUCAGCAAAGAGUGGGUUUGAGAUGUUUGGGUGGGUUAAGUGGGCAUUUUGACAACAUGGCUUCUCCUUUGGUAUGUUUAAUUGUGAUAUUUGACAGACAUCCUUGCAGUUUAAGAUGACACUUUUAAAAAUAAAUUCUCUCCUAAUGA
Chlorocebus sabaeus (green monkey) is the source of this 1582-nucleotide messenger RNA. Its product is annotated as protein SET. The record is from RefSeq and is a predicted model, not a curated record. Gene Ontology annotation, cellular component: nucleus. Gene Ontology annotation, biological process: nucleosome assembly. NCBI's taxonomy places the organism in Eukaryota, Metazoa, Chordata, Mammalia, Primates, Cercopithecidae.